Cicer arietinum (chickpea) is the source of this 1271-nucleotide messenger RNA. RefSeq names its product probable protein phosphatase 2C 74. Gene Ontology annotation, molecular function: protein serine/threonine phosphatase activity. Gene Ontology annotation, biological process: protein dephosphorylation. Lineage: Eukaryota; Viridiplantae; Streptophyta; Magnoliopsida; Fabales; Fabaceae. The record is from RefSeq and is a predicted model, not a curated record.
AUGGGAAGUUGUAUUAGCUGUGAUGCUUCAAUUGUAGACAAGGUGCAUGAUGUUGGAUUUGAUGAAUGUAACAAAAAUAAUGAUAUUAUUAAAUGUGAACAUGGUGGGGACCAAAUUAUGUUGAGAGGUUCCUCUAACUUUGUAUCAAUGUACUGCCAAAAGGGUACAAAAGGACUUCAUAAUCAAGAUGCAAUGACAGUUUGGAAGGACUUUGCUGGAGAUAAAGACACAAUCUUUUGUGGUGUGUUCGAUGGUCAUGGUCCUUUAGGACACAAAUUUUCAUAUUCUAUCCGUGACAAAUUACCCUCCAAACUCUCUACAAUAAUCAAACUAUCACAACAAAAACUCUCCAAACAAAAUGGCCCUAAUGCUAAAGAAAAAAGUAGUUAUGGUGAUUUGUAUAGUAAUGAUGAUGAGAUUAACCAACAAUUGUCCAUUGCUUCAUGGGAAGGAAGUUUUCUUAGAUCCUUCAAUGAGAUGGAUAAAUAUCUUGCUAAAAAUGUUGACACCGAUGGCUUUUGUGGCGGUAGCGUUGCCGUGACUUUAAUUAAAAAGGGCGACCAAUUGAUAAUUGGUAAUUUGGGAGAUUCUCGUGCAGUUCUUUGCACAAAAGCAGAUGACAAUCAUCUUAUUCCUAUUCAACUUUCUGUUGACUUGAUUCCAGAUGUUCCAAGUGAAGCUAAGAGAGUCAUUAAGUGUGGAGGUAGAGUUUUUGCUACAAAGCAAGAUCCUACUGUAAAUAGAAUUUGGAUGCCUGAAGGUGAUUGCCCUGGAUUAGCUAUGACAAGAGCUUUUGGAGAUUUUUGCCUAAAAGACUAUGGCCUCUCCUCAAUUCCUGAUGUAUCUUACAGAAAACUUACCAAACAAGAUGAAUUUGUUGUUUUGGCCACUGAUGGGAUAUGGAAUGUGCUAACAAACAUGGAAGUAAUAACCAUAGUUGCUUCAGCACCAAAGAGGUCCUUAGCAGCCAAAUUGUUAGUAAAACGUGCUGUUCAAGUUUGGAAACAAAAGUAUCCUCGUCACCAUAUUGAUGAUUGUGCAGCCAUAUGCUUGUUCUUUAAUGAAAAUGCGAGAGGGAAUAAAAGAUACCCCUAGAAGAAUUCGCAUUUCUUGUGACAUAGAAAAGUAGUGUCUGAAAUUACAAACUUUUACAUAAUUCUAAAUUUUGGUCUGCAGCUGCAAAUGUAACUGUAAACUAAUAAUUUUGAGGUCUCUGCAUCCGCGACUACAAUUGUAAUUUAAAAUUGUUUGGUAAUAGGAGUAUCAUAGAA